AUGAGGCUGAGACCUCGUCCGACGGUAAGCAGAGAACUUCGAUUUUGCAGAUGGCUUUCGAAUGCGCCGGACAAUGCACCAACGGCAUCAGACAACGAGUUUUGGCUUCGUAAACUAGGAAAAGGUCAACGCAGAGUAUCGCCCUCUACCGAAAACGAAAGGAAAGGCAAUUGCAUGGAAGCGGGAACUACUGCAAAAGAAGAGACCUCUUUUCAAAUUGUGUCAACUCCACCUGAGACGCCAUACAUCAACGUAAAAGCCGCACUUUCCCGAUUCACCACUGUCAGUUAUCUACAGCCAAAAACCCAACGUCAUGCACAGACAAAUCAAUUCGUCGAUCUUAAAGUUCUCAAACUGACAAGUGGAAAAGGUGGCAACGGCUCCGUUUCUUUCUUCAGGGACGCGGGAAGGGCGAUCGGACCGCCCGAUGGAGGUGACGGAGGAGACGGCGGUGGAAUAUACGUUCAAGCCGUUGAAGGGCUGAAUGGCCUUGCCAAACUGAAAACCAGCUAUAGAGCCGCUGACGGCGAAGAUGGAGCUGCAAGGCAGCUCGAUGGGGCUCGUGGCAAGGACGUUUUGAUAUUAGUUCCGGUAGGCACUGUGAUAAAGUGGUGUAUGGACCCACUAACAGUUCGUGAUGCCGUUCAAGCAUGGAGAAGAGGAAAUAGUAGAGUGGCCCUUCGAGACGCUAUCAAUCAGCAAACCGUGGAUUUGCAAUGCACGGGGCGUUUUGAAAUGGACCAGAAACCUACCCAUAUUCAGUUGUUUCGUGAUUCUUAUGGACCAGGUGAAGGCUGGUAUUUUAAAGGCAAAGACAAGGCUUAUCACGAAGAUAAGUCGUGGUUUACAGAUUUGAACGAUAAAGUGAAGAUCUAUGAUUUGGAAGCUGCCGAAUCUGAGCUCAGAAAUGACAGAUUUCCCCUUUGUGGAUUAGACCUAGCUAAGCCUAAUGAAAAUCCUAUAUGCCUUUUGAAAGGUGGUAAGGGCGGUCUUGGAAAUAUGCACUUUCUUACAAACGUCAUUAGGAAUCCGCGUUUUUCCAAAGUGGGAAGAGACGGCCUUGAACAGCAUUUCAUGUUUGAGUUGAAAACUCUGGCAGAUCUUGGGUUGGUGGGCUUACCAAAUGCUGGUAAAUCCACCAUACUCAAUUGCAUAUCCAACGCCAGGCCUAAAGUUGGUCACUGGGAGUUUACAACCACUCAUCCAAACGUUGGCACUGUCAAAAGAGGUUUUGACGGCGUCAGUUUUACCGUUGCUGAUAUUCCAGGCAUAAUCGAAGGCGCAGCCAACGACAAAGGCAUGGGUCUUGAGUUUAUUAGACACAUCCAGCGAUCGAAGGGAUGGGCAAUUAUACUCAGCCUUGGUAAUGCAGACCCUUUGAAAGAUCUGAAUCUGCUAAUUUCAGAGCUGGGUGGCCUCGAAGAAGUUUCCAAAAAGAAUGUUCUUGUGGUGUGCAAUAAAGCGGAUAUCGGUCAUGAGAAUCCCGCCAGUCAGAGAAAAUUCAACAUUAUCCAGCAGUUUUGUCAAACUCAAAAAUGGGAUGCGAUACCCAUAAGUGCUCUCAAGGAACAGAAUAUCGAUCUCUUGUUGCAAAAGAUGGCUGUGUGUGCUGGGAAGGUCUGA
Messenger RNA from Lachancea lanzarotensis, 1623 nucleotides. RefSeq names its product LALA0S05e09428g1_1 (gene MTG2). Gene Ontology annotation, molecular function: GTP binding; GTPase activity. The coding region runs from base 1 to 1623 and encodes 540 amino acids. NCBI's taxonomy places the organism in Eukaryota, Fungi, Ascomycota, Saccharomycetes, Saccharomycetales, Saccharomycetaceae. Gene Ontology annotation, cellular component: mitochondrion. The transcript has a single exon. The record is from RefSeq and is a predicted model, not a curated record.